Molecule: messenger RNA, 1664 nt
Organism: Electrophorus electricus (electric eel)
Lineage: Eukaryota; Metazoa; Chordata; Actinopteri; Gymnotiformes; Gymnotidae
Source: RefSeq, a predicted model, not a curated record
AAGUCCAACCCUCCGAGGUCUUUCACGCAUUUACAGCUGCUAUAACGCAUCUGUUCUUCACACGAAAAACGGCCGUCCGUCACUGCAAAGGUCAUAGGUGAUAAAAAUGGAUGCCUCCUGUCCUAAACAAGCCUGCGCUCUGAGAUUAAAGUAAAAACAUUUCGUACAUCGGUACUGGAUAUUGGAUUAAUUAACGGUAGACAUGACUGUGUGGGCUUUUGUUCUGUUCCUCCUACAGGAUGUCUCUUAAAAAUACUUCUUCAUAUUUGCUAAGGCUGUACAUCCUGUACCCGAGUCCUGCGACUAAGAAGUGCUUGGUCGGUACCACGCUGCCCCAAAGCAGACUUCUACACUGUCUUACUCGUCCCUUGCGGUGCCGAAACCAGGACGAAUCUGCCCUGCCAUCCUCGGGUCCACGCGCGGGCGGCACUGCGCGGUCUGGACUUUCCGAAUCCGCUUGCUCGAGCCCCCCACCCCCUCCCGCGUGCUGCUGCAUGAGCGGCUGCCAUAACUGCGCGUGGAUUGAGUAUGCGGAGCAGCUGCUGAAAUGCUACAGUGGCGGUGGAGAGAAGGCCCUUGAUGCUGUGGAAGAGAAUGUUCAUGAUGAGAACAUGAAGACUUACCUUAGAAUGGAGAUUAGACUGCUCAAAGGCGAAUGAUUUUUCCUGUCUGUUUUGUGCAGUUCCACAGAUAAAACCAGUUUUUAUAUGUAUAUAAUUGUAUGUCGAACCAUGUAUAGAGAAGGUUUUUUGUAGAUAUGUGUUGGAGUAUUCUUUGGGUCAUUGGACCAGAGUUCCUAAAAGGGAAUCCGUCAUGUGUCAGCACCCAGAGAUGAGCGUUUUCUGUAGACAGAUCUAGAAUCUCAGUUUGAAAAUUUGGCUAAUGUGGUGUCUCAGGUGAAAUGCCUCUACUCUUUACACUGUGCCUGGUGCAACCAUAAACAUGGUUAAGCAUUUAUGAUAUUGCUGUAUUAUAAGUCCAUGUAGUGAGUAAAUAUAUUGCCCAUAUAAGGCCUUACAUUCUGCGCGGUCAUAGUCUAUCCGGGGAUGAUGUAAGAGAAAACACCGCUAUUUUCCUUUAUAAAUAUUUGUGUGUUUGUGUCUUUAACUGUUAAGAUACCUUUUAUAAGGAUUCAGUACUGCAUGCAAAAACCACAAGCAUAAAUAAUGUUUAGGGUCAUAACCAGGCUUGCCCUUAUUUUAAAAUCUGCAUGGUACUAAAUGGUGGAUGUAAGAUUUUGUUUUACCUGUAGGCCUUUUAACUUUUAAACUAAAUUUGGACACUGGACACCACAUGUGUGAUUUGAUUAUAAAACUAAAAUAGCAUUUUUAUUCUCCAAACAUUUUUUUCCAGGAAACUUCUAAUUGUAUUUAUUUAUUGAUAUUUAUUUAUUUAUACUGGGAUCUACAUGCAUGGAUUGUUUUGUUGUGUGUUGUAUUUUUUCCACCUCUGGGGGACUUUAUUCAACAACCACCCCGACUCCUCACAAGUCGUUGAAGUUAUGUUUUUAUUAUUUUGUGGGAGACCUCACAUUUGGAAAACAAUUAAAUUCACUACUAUUUAUGAAUAAAUAUUUCUAAUAAUUUGUGUUCUGUUUAAAGAAUUAAAUAGUUUUCAGCAUUUUAAGAAAAACUGAUAAAGCAAAACUUCAUACUGUACCGAUA